AUGACGAGUCGAGGAGGACAACGCAACGCGCGAGUAACUCCGGACAGCAAAGCAGCAUCCACGGCGCAAGCAGUGGGUGUGACAAUCGCCAAGGAAAAUCAUCCACCCGCCCAGCUGCGCAAUUCUGGCACGAAUCUGCAGUACGUGAGCACGCCAAAGCACGGAGUUGCCGACGCCAAGGCACUUGCCGGCGGCCAUACCGGCAAAAUCAAGGUUCGGGACGGCAUCGUAGUGUUGCGAAACUUCCUCGACGUCGAGACGCAGCGAUGGCUGGCCGAGAUCUGUUUCUCGAUGGGCGACGAAGCUAGUGGGGCGCAGACCGGCACCACUGGGUUCUAUCAGCUCAAGAAAUCGGACAAAGGGAACGGGAUGUUCAAGCUCAACAUGGGCACGCGUGGGCGCAUGAUAGAUUCCACGUCCUCCUUUCCUCCGCGGUUUGCCGAGCUCUGUGUGCAGUGUCUGCGAGCAGCGCAGGAAGUGGACGACACCAUGCCCGACAUGGAGCCCAAUACCAACCUGAUCAACUUCUACAAGCCCGACGCAAACUUCAAAUGGCACAAGGACAGCGAGAAUCCGCAGCUCGUGAAGGUCGGCAAGGGCAAGCCGGUAGUAUCGUUCUCUAUCGGCCUCUCCUGCGACUUUGGCUACAAAGAUCACUACGAGAGUGAGGAGCACGAGACCGUGCGGUUGGACUCGGGGGACGUCUUCAUAUUCGGUGGUCGCUCGAGGAUGAUUGUGCACUCAGUGCUGCGAGUCAUUCCACACACCAUGCCCGGGUACAUGCGAAAACACAUGCGCGAGGGAAGACUGAACAUCACUUUCAGGGAAGUGGACGGCUACCUGGACCCCACGCAGUUCCCGCGCUACCGAGUCACCUAUGAUAUAGAGGACACGGGCAACGGUUGA
Acanthamoeba castellanii str. Neff is the source of this 906-nucleotide messenger RNA. RefSeq names its product oxidoreductase, 2OGFe(II) oxygenase family protein. NCBI's taxonomy places the organism in Eukaryota, Discosea, Longamoebia, Acanthamoebidae. Gene Ontology annotation, molecular function: oxidative RNA demethylase activity; ferrous iron binding; broad specificity oxidative DNA demethylase activity. The record is from RefSeq and is a predicted model, not a curated record. Gene Ontology annotation, cellular component: nucleus; cytoplasm. Gene Ontology annotation, biological process: oxidative RNA demethylation. Bases 1 to 906 code for a protein of 301 amino acids. The transcript has 7 exons.